GGGAGAGAUCCCGCGGACAAACGAUCAUUAUCAUCGUAGCGACUGAUGAUAAAUCGUAUGGAAACGUCGGGUCGUCGGUAUAACAUGUACGUACGUGAAUCGGUUGUCGGUGUUGCGCCGGUUUCUGAAAACGAAAAAUCGACAUUUGUGUUGGACAGCCUUACGUAAUACAUAGUACACGAAGAGAACUAAUUGAUAAGGUCUAUUAAUCUUAGGAUCUGAGUAGUGCUCGAUUUUAUAAAUCCAAUGAGUACUUAAAGAAGCACAUAUAAGUUAUUGUUUGAAGAUCACGCGGUCAUAGCUCGUCGGGAAGUGACUGAACGGGAAGCGAAUUUUGAACACAGUGGAUAUACAGAUCUCUGUUAUUCUUUAACGCGUAAUCAUGAGUAACAGUGACACAGAAUUGAAGGAGGUUGUGCUUCGUGAUCUGGAGCCGGUUUUGCAUCAGAAAAUCGACAAUAAACUUACUAUCGAGAAUUACACGACCAAAUCGUUGUUACCGCCCGGGGAGAAUUAUGGAAGCUCGAUUUUCAGUGUCCAUGUCGAAUUGAAGAAUGAGAAAACUGGAAAAAAGGAGGAACUUCAGCUGAUCGCGAAGAUGGUACCACCGACCGAGUUCCAGAGACGUUUAUUCAACAGCUCUCGUACAUUUAUGAAAGAGAUCUUUAUGUACGACACCAUCAUCCCGGCGUACAAUAAACUGGAACUCGAGUGCGGGUUCAAGGAGAGCGAAUUGUUCGACAUUACAGCGAAAUUUUAUGGAUCCAGGUUGUCGUCGCAGCCGGGUACCGAUUUCGACGACAACGCGGUUAUUCUGAUGGAUAAUUUGAAGGUCAAGGGUUAUUACACCGGUGAUAGAUCUAAAGGUUACGACCUAGAACACGCGGAAUUGACAGUGAAAGCAUUAGCGAGAUUCCACGCUUUAGGAAUAGCUACCAAGAUAAAGAAGCCUGGUAUUUUCGAGGUGUUCAAAAUGUACGCAAAAUCAUUGCAGGGAGAGAGCAUCGGUGGAAGCAUGUUUAAAUUGAUCUUGAGCAAAAUAAAGGAGGAUCCGGAAAUGAAUCCGUAUUUCGAUAAAUGUUACAAAAUCUUUACGGAAGUGACGAUAGAUAAUAUCUGGAACGACAUUCUUCGUGAACCAUGGACGACCAUCAUUCAUUCGGACUUCUGGGUGAACAACGUGAUGUUUCGUCGCAACGAGAAGGGCGCUGUCGAUGACGUGAAAUUCAUCGACUUUCAAAUAUACCUAUACGGCAGUCCUCUACGCGAUUUAUUGUUUUUCUUGUUCUCGAGCGUGGAACUGGAGAUAACUGACGAAGAAAUAGAGAAUCUAAUGGAUCAGUAUUACGUAGCGUUCAUAAAGACGUUAGAGAAAAUGGGAUGUAAAACUGACGUUUUCACCAAGGAGGGAUUCAAAGAGAAAAUGCACGAGGAUGCCGAGCGUGAAUUCGUACAUUUGUGCUUCAUGGUAAAGAUACUCACGUUGAGCGUGGGUGACAUUGAUGAUUUCAAUUAUGAUAAAAUGCAAAACGUUAUGAUUGAAUACAAAGGUAGCGAAUUGUUCAUCGAACGGCUACGCAGAGUGGUGUUAUCUUUCGUUAAACGUAAUUGGAUCUAAAUAAACCGUUAGAAUAUGAUAGAUCCUGUCUUGUCUUCUUCUGCAUCUUCCAUCACUCGCCUUUAGCAACAAAUAUUGAAGCGUAUAGAAGAGCACUGUUACAGCUGAACGCCAGGGUACCGAAAAUAAUUAGUACAUCACUGUCCGCGAGAUUACACCUGUAUUGCUAUGAGUCAUAUAUUUGCGGUUGUAUUAAAAAGGGUUACAUAGAUCCAGCGGCAAUUCUGCCAAUAAAUGGGGUCUGUAUAUGUGGGGGCCUGAGGAGCUAUCAGUGGUGCCAUUAGGCGGGUGAGGGGCAAUACUAAUAUCCUUAUUUCCAAAAAUUUUGGAAGUAUUGUUCUGUACGCGUCUAAAUUCGUUACUUUUUGGCAAAAUACUACACACAUGUAGUCUUCUAUUUACUCGUUUAGUAGGGCAAGUAGUAAAAGGCAAGGCUCCGUCUUGUAUGUACAUUUCCUCUUAACACAUUCAGUCCGAAGGAUAACGUCAAUACUACCUCCGAGAACCAAGAGAAAACCGACUGACAAAUUUUUGCGAUAUAACAAGACAGUAAAUUAAAGCAUUCAGAAGUGACACCAAUUUGUCUUGUAUUACUCAAGAUCAUAAAUUAGUUGUUAAAUUGGUGUCAUCUUAUGAUGGCAUUCGUGUUAAAAGUAUGUAUUAACACAGUUUGCAUUACAGUUAUUAAGGGGUUGAAUGCCAUACCGUGGGGGGUAUUGCUGGCCCCCACUAUACAUUGAAUAUGAUCGAAUAAUUGAGGGAACAAUUUUAAGUCACAUUAAUAUUACUUAGGCAAAGUAUCAAGGGGAAAGGUUAAAUUGAAAAAUGGGACGAUGUAUGUAAGUACAUAAUUGCAAUUAUAGCGUGUCUUGCUACACACGUCCAUUCGAGAUGUUAAUCUUUGAAUGGUGAUGGUUGGGCAAUGCGAUGGGCACGUGACGAUACAAUAUUCCUUUAUAUGUGUUAAAAUAUCAUUUCUAAUACUUAUUGUCUUAUUUCAUACCCGUAUCUGCAAGAAAAUAUAAGCUGACACAUCACUGAUGAAAUAAACCGAUUGUAUCGUAAAUCCUUUUAACCGUGAGAUAUCAGUUUUAGAAUGACUUGUGAAAAAGGGGUUAAUCGUUUCUAUGUGACCAUAUUUUUCUCAGGGACAAAAUUUCAGAUACUCGUGACCAAAGAUACCUUCAAUUAUAGAUUGUAUUUUUAUGAUAAUAAAUCAUUUAUAAAAAGUCA
This is a messenger RNA of Osmia lignaria (orchard mason bee), 2851 nucleotides long. RefSeq lists its product as uncharacterized. Lineage: Eukaryota; Metazoa; Arthropoda; Insecta; Hymenoptera; Megachilidae. The record is from RefSeq and is a predicted model, not a curated record.